AUGAAGGCAGCCAAAAGAUUUUUGCAUCACCAAGAAGUGCUCGACACGGCUGCCCAGCAAGGUAGACACUUUCUCCACUUCACAAUCAACAUACGACACGUUCUGAGAAACAAGGGCCUCGUGGUGGGCUGUGGUCUGGGUGGCCAGACCAGUGAGGUGGAUUGGAAGGAGCCCCGCCGCGUCCUCUUCGCCGUGCUUGACGAGGCGGCGUACGAGGCUGCGGCCAAAGAGGAGGCUCUCGACGUCGGUUGCCGGGGGAUUGACAUGCCUGGCGCCUUCCAGCUGAUUGACACCGAUCUAGACACGCUCACGCCUACCGCCAUCGAAUAA
This is a messenger RNA of Symbiodinium natans, 330 nucleotides long. The record is from the annotation of a GenBank genome assembly. Lineage: Eukaryota; Dinophyceae; Suessiales; Symbiodiniaceae.